AGGUACCGUUUAUACAACGAAUUCUCAAACAGUGGAUUUUUCACUUUUCGUGUGUAAAAUAUUGACACUUCAGACUCAGCAUGCUGUGCAGAUGUGCCUUAAUCUAUGGAGGCAUUUAUUUUUUUGUUGAAAUAUUCAUUAUGAGUUCUGGAGUUUUAAAUGAAAUAAUGAAUUAUUGCCACUAUUGAUAAUGUGUUUCCCGAAUUAUUGAGAAGCACUACAAGUAUAGUUAGAGGAGAAGUUUAUAGAUAGGAAACUACUUCAUACAUUUACGUACCAAUAAUUUGUAUCUGUGAAUCUUCAUAUACCUACCUAAUGAUUCAUUUUUAAUUACAUCUACCUGCUGAUGAAUAAGGAUACAUAUCAUUAUUCUUCAAUACCAGAAUUUGGGAGUAAUAUGGGAUUUCCCCUUGCAUUUCAUUGAUGUAGUAGAAAUUUACAUUCCCACAUACAAUUGUAGUGACCCACCGCACCAAAACAUUUCAUCUAGUCAAAAGCAUCAGCAACAAAAAAGGAAAGGUAUAAGAAAAACAGUUCCAAAUAAAUAAUAAACAUGGUGUGUGGUGAAGUUAUGAAGUAUAUCGUGAUAAUAUUGGUGAUUUCAAACAACAUGAUGAUCGGUGAUUCUCAAGAAACUUGUGAUUGCAUAAGACUGAAGGAAUGUAGUACCUUCAUAAUCUUGAUAAAAACUCUAGAGGAGCCCAUAAAGUCUACCUUCAUUGAUUAUUUGCGAACCAAACAAUGUGACCAUCAAGGAGACCAUCCAAAAGUUUGCUGUCCACCUCAAAUGAAAAAGGAUCCAAAUAUAUUUAUGAGUAGUAGUAAUAUUAUGACUACUCCCACUACUCCUAGGAGUCUUCCGAGUACUACAAAAAUAUCAAAAACACAACCUUGCCAUGGUAAAUCGAAAUGCAUCGUACUGAAAGACUGCACACCAUACAUGGCUCUCGUCAAAUCGACGGGAAGUCCUCUGACCAGAAAUGUGGUCCGUUUCCUGAGAUCGCAAGAGUGUGGCUUCCAAGACGGCAUGCCAAAAGUCUGCUGCGCUGCGCUGCCAACCAAGUUCCAAGCCCUCAAACACGCCAGACCUGGGUCCAGGCGACCGUUCAAGAAGCUCAGCGCCGUAGACGGAGAGGCCACGACUGCUACGACGAGAAGGGGUACGAGGUCCACUCCGCGUCAUUUUAGGCAGGAGUUCGGGAGUUUCAGGGACGAGGUCAUGUCUUCAGAUUUCUUCGAUUAUAUGAGCAGUUUUGAUUUGGUGUUGAGGAAGAAGAGGUUUGACAAUGAUAACGAUUCAGAUAUCGAAAUAAGAUGAGAUAUUUGUUAUUUAUCACAAUAAAAUUUUAUUUAUAAACAUUCUGAGGG
Molecule: messenger RNA, 1368 nt
Organism: Phaedon cochleariae (mustard beetle)
Lineage: Eukaryota; Metazoa; Arthropoda; Insecta; Coleoptera; Chrysomelidae
Source: the annotation of a GenBank genome assembly